Messenger RNA from Budorcas taxicolor (takin), 1311 nucleotides. RefSeq names its product carboxypeptidase A5. The transcript is spliced from 11 exons. The coding region runs from base 1 to 1311 and encodes 436 amino acids. The record is from RefSeq and is a predicted model, not a curated record. Gene Ontology annotation, biological process: proteolysis. Lineage: Eukaryota; Metazoa; Chordata; Mammalia; Artiodactyla; Bovidae. Gene Ontology annotation, molecular function: metallocarboxypeptidase activity; zinc ion binding.
AUGCAGAGUUCCCCUGGAGGAGGCGUGGUUCGCAAGUGGUCCCCUGUGGGCAGGCGGACACUCCUGGUCUGCAGCUUUAUCCUGGCAGCAGCUUUGGGCCAGAUGAAUUUCACAGGUGACCAGGUUCUUCGAAUCCUGGCUAAAAAUGAGAAGCAGCUUUCACUUCUCAGGGAUCUGGAGGGCCUGAAGCCGCAGAAGGUGGACUUCUGGCGUGGCCCAGCCAGGCCCAGCCUCCCUGUGGACAUGAGGGUUCCCUUCUCCGAACUGAAAGACAUCAAAGCUUACCUGGAGUCUCACGGCCUUGCUUACAACAUCAUGAUAAAGGACAUCCAGGUGCUGCUGGAUGAGGAGAGAGAAGCCAUGGCGAAAUCCCGCCGGUUGGAGCGAAGCACCAGUAGCUUCAGUUACUCCUCUUACCACACUCUGGAGGAGAUCUAUACCUGGAUUGACAACUUUGUAACUGAGCAUUCAGAUAUUGUCUCAAAACUUCAGAUUGGCCACAGCUUUGAAAAUCGGUCCAUCCUUGUUCUGAAGUUCAGCACCGGAGGUUCUCGGCGUCCGGCCAUCUGGAUUGAUUCUGGAAUCCAUUCCCGGGAGUGGAUCACCCAUGCCACCGGCAUCUGGAUUGCCAGGAAGAUUGUCAGUGAAUAUGGCAAAGACCGCAUCGUAACAGAUGUACUGAACGCCAUGGACGUCUUCCUGGAGAUUGUCUCUAAUCCUGAUGGGUUUGCUUAUACCCACAGUAUGAACCGCUUGUGGCGGAAGAACAAGUCCAGCAGACCGGGAACCUUCUGCAUUGGUGUGGAUCUUAACAGGAACUGGAAGUCAGGCUUUGGAGGAAACGGUUCUAACAACAACCCCUGCUCAGAGACUUAUCAUGGGCCCUCCCCUCAGUCAGAGCCAGAAGUGGCUGCCGUCGUGGACUUUAUCAUGUCCCAUGGGAACGUCAAGGCUCUGAUCUCCAUCCACAGCUACUCUCAGAUGCUCAUGUACCCGUAUGGCCACUCUCUGGAGCCUGUUUCAAACCAGGAGGAGUUGUACCAUCUCGCCAAGGAUGCAGUGCAGGCCCUGUAUGAGGUUCACGGGAUCGAGUACAUUUAUGGCAGCAUCAGUACCACCCUCUAUGUGGCCAGUGGGAUCACAGUUGACUGGGCCUAUGACAGUGGCAUCAAGUACUCCUUCAGCUUCGAGCUCCGGGACACGGGGCGCUAUGGCUUCCUGCUGCCAGCCGUGCAGAUCAUCCCCACGGCCCAGGAGACGUGGAUGGCCAUUCGGACCAUCAUGGAGCACACACUGCAUCAUCCCUACUGA